AAACUUUAUAUACCAGAGAACUGUAGAUAGUGGGAACUUAUAAUUAAGUGUGCAUCUGAAAAUGGCCGUAGAACCUGUUUUUAAUCCAAAGGGCGAGGUACAGUUGCAGAGCACAAAGAAUGAUCAGCUGGUUCUUUCCAGAAGAAAAUUGGAUUAUCUUAGAGAUGCCAUGAACUUGGGUACGCUAAUUGUGGAAAAUAUAUGUCUCUUAGUUGCUCCAUACUACUUUACUUGGAACGCGUUUUGGGGGUUCUUGGCAUUGACAUUUUUGACUAAUUAUAUAGGGACAAGUCUUUCUUACCACAGAAACCUUAGUCACAAAAGUUUUAAGCUCCCAAAAUCUCUUGAAUAUUUGUUUGCUUAUUUUGGACUUCAUGCUGCACAGGGUGGAAAACGGAACAAUGUAAUGGAUUUACAAAAUCAAGCUUAUUACAGAUUCCUUCGAACAACAUACCCACUUCAUAUAGUUGGACUUGCACUUGUGUUGUACUUUGCAGGAGGGUUACCGCAUCUUAUUUGGGGAAUGGGUUUUACAUGGGGGAAAAGGCCAUGGAACCCACUUCACAUUCGCGGUGAACUCAGUGUGUCAUACAUGGGGGAAAAGGCCAUGGAAUACUAAAGAUUUAUCCAAGAACAAUUGGGUGGUAAACAUUUUAGGACAUGGAGAAGGUUGACACAACAAUCAUCACGCCUUUGAGUUUUCGGCUUGUUUAGGGCUCGAAUGGUGGCAAGUCGAUGUACCUUGGUACGUUAUAAAGCUACUCGAGCAUUUUGGAUUAGCGACAGAUGUCAAAGUUCCUACCGAGAUUCAGAAACUUAAAAUGUCUUACGUAACUCCCAACGAAUUUCAUCAAAGGGAAAAGGACUGCUAAAUCUAUGGGUACCUUUAGUUAGUGACAUGGGUUUCAUAAUUCACUGCGAUACAGUCUAAAGUACUUGAGGAAAUUUCUCUCUGUCACUUUCACUCGUUAGUAAGCUUAUUACACAAUCAUAAGGCACUCGAGAGAUUGGGUGUAAUGUCCUUGAGUGUACUGGUUAUGCAAUAACUAAAAGUGAAUAUAAUAAGUGUAAUCAUGUAAACUUUUCCUUUGGCCACUGAUAGCAGCAGUUGUUGAAAUUUCAACCACUGGUGGCGGUUGUUUAAAUUUCAAUUUAGUUGGUAUUCAAUAA
Messenger RNA from Papaver somniferum (opium poppy), 1170 nucleotides. Its product is annotated as icosanoyl-CoA 5-desaturase-like. The transcript has 3 exons. Gene Ontology annotation, cellular component: endoplasmic reticulum membrane. Bases 62 to 619 code for a protein of 185 amino acids. Lineage: Eukaryota; Viridiplantae; Streptophyta; Magnoliopsida; Ranunculales; Papaveraceae. The record is from RefSeq and is a predicted model, not a curated record. Gene Ontology annotation, molecular function: oxidoreductase activity, acting on paired donors, with oxidation of a pair of donors resulting in the reduction of molecular oxygen to two molecules of water.